Messenger RNA from Laetiporus sulphureus 93-53, 879 nucleotides. RefSeq lists its product as uncharacterized. The record is from RefSeq and is a predicted model, not a curated record. The transcript is spliced from 2 exons. NCBI's taxonomy places the organism in Eukaryota, Fungi, Basidiomycota, Agaricomycetes, Polyporales, Laetiporaceae. The coding region runs from base 1 to 879 and encodes 292 amino acids.
AUGCUGCUUUCCCUACUUUUGUUCCUGUUCCUUCAACGUAUAUGCCAAUUCACCAAUGCCGCACCCAUCCCAGACCUCGACAGCAUAGUCAAUGUCUCCCCGUAUUGCCACGACUGCAGAACGCCGAAACGCAUGGUAUACGGCUGUGUCGUGACAAUCUUCGCAUGCAUAUGGGGUGCCAUCCAUCCAGACAUGCCCGAUCCAAGUGAAUUCAGAAGCCGGCAGCUUCUACGUCGCAUGGGGUUUGCUCUUUGUGCGCUUAUUGCUCCAGAAUUGUACGUUUGGAUAGCGGCUCGUCAGUGGGUGGCUACGCGUCAGUUAUGGAAGAAAUACGGAGGAGAAUGGCCGGAUUGGACGCACACCCAUGGAUUCUUCUUGCUCAUGGGGUGCUUCGCUGUCCGUAAAGAGGGGCAGCCGCAUCAGCUAUUUCCUAAGGAGUUCUCCGAGAAGCUGGAGAAGAAUGAAAUCGUAUUUCGUGACACAACCAAAGAAGAAAUACAUGACAGGAGUAAGGCAAACUUCUUGUCCAAGGCUGUGAUCAUGCUUCAGAUGGGCUGGUUCAUGUUACAAAUCAUUGCUCGACAGCCCGAAGGUCUAGUGACAUCCCCGCUGGAGUUUGUCACCCUCGCCUUCACGUUGAUGACCCUCACGAUGUAUUUUUUCUGGUUCCACAAGCCGCUGGACGUCACUCGUCCUGUGAUUCUUCGUUGUCAGCCACCGCAAGGGCAUACGAAGGUUUCCUCCGACGAUGAAGGGAAUGUAACUGAAAAGGGACCGGUCGUCGGACCAUCUAGUCCUGUCAGUAAGGAUCUUACCAAUAAAAAGGAACGCGUUCGAGAUUCUGCGGUAGUAGAAAUGGUGAGUCGAGCCUCUUCAUGA